AUGAUUGGUGGCACCGACGACAAGAGGCGGCCUUCUGCGCUCAACCUCACGCCGCCGGCCCGGUCUCUCACGGACGGCUCGACAGAUUCAGAGUCGUCCUCCCUCAAGCCGCCGCGCACGCCGCGCUUCGUCGAGUCCACCACGGUGCACUCGCCCGUCGAAGAUGACCGUCGCGACGCCGGCGUCGUUUCUGGCCGCUCACCCUUUGCCGAUCCGGAAAAGGACCACGACCAGAUCCAGGCCGUCGGCUUUGGCUACAUCAACAGCGGCCCCGGUGCCGCCGACGACGAGGCCUCCUCGUCCAUGCCACCCAAAUCGCCCCUCAAGAGCGCCAUGAAGGCGCCCGGUACGCCCGCCCGCAAACUCGACAACCCCCUCAGCCCAACCUUUCGCGAGGAGGACAUGCUGGAGAAGCGCGAGGCGUCGACCGAAGUCGAGCAGGCCCGCGAUCUUAAAAUCAAAACCCGCGUCCGCAUGGCCAAGUUUGCCCUCCGCGGCGUCAACUUUUCCUGCUCCCUCAUCAUCCUCGCCAUGAUCUCGUCCUCGUUUGCCAUCUUCAACAGCACCAAGAACCUGCCCAGCCAGAGCAAGAUGCCCUCGUGGGCGCAAAACACAAAGUCCUGGCCGCAGAAGCUCGUCCUCGCCAUGUCGUGCGUCUCCCUCGGCGCCUGCGUCCUCGUCUUCCUCGCCUACUGCCGCGGCGGCCACCGCCGCGCCGAGCGCGUCGGCACCUACUACACCAUGUUCGCCAUUGGCUGGUUCAUCAUCAGCCUCGUCCUCUGGGUCGUCACCGCCGCCCUCUUCCAAAACUCGAGAAACACCUCGGGCAACAAGGACAUGUGGGGGUGGUCCUGCGUCGACAACCAGCGCGCCCACGUCUUUCACGAAAAGGUCGACUAUGCCCUCGUCUGCCGCCUGCAAAACUGGAGCCUCAUCUGCAUGAUUAUCGAGAUUGUCGUCGAGGUCAUUUGCAUCACCCUCUACUCGGUCGUCUUUUACCGCUACUACACCAAGCGCCGCCUCACAAAGUCCAUGGACAUGCGCGACCGCGCCCGCUCCGACCUCUAUCUCGCCCAGCUGCGCUCCAUGUCCGCCCCCAACACGCCCGGAUUCGCUGCCGGCGGUCCCAAGUCGCCCGCCCUCAGCAGCUACGCCAUGUCGCCGCGCCACCCGCCCGCCGCCUACCAGAACAUGGGUCCCGUCCCCGAGACCAGCCCCUUCACUCCCGGCGGCAACAACGUCGUCGUCCCUGAUUCCCACUUCAACAGCCCUUCUCCCGGCUUCAAGCUGCAGCGCCCACCCGCCAAGGCGCCCUCGGCCACCCCCAAGCUCGGUCAAGGCGCCUUCACGCCAACGUCCACGGCGCCGGCCACACCCUCUGCGCCAGAGUUUGCCGUACCCGCACAGCAGCAGCAGCAGCAGCAGCAGCAGCAGCAGCAGCAGCAGCAGCAUGCUCCUCAAGCGGCGCACGAGCCCGUCUACGAUGCUGUUCCCAUCCCGGGAGCCUAUGCUGAUCAGGCUGUCAAGAGCCCGCACGCUGACCAGUCAAACUUUCGCUCAGUCUAA
This is a messenger RNA of Beauveria bassiana ARSEF 2860, 1566 nucleotides long. RefSeq lists its product as uncharacterized. The transcript is spliced from 3 exons. NCBI's taxonomy places the organism in Eukaryota, Fungi, Ascomycota, Sordariomycetes, Hypocreales, Cordycipitaceae. The coding region runs from base 1 to 1566 and encodes 521 amino acids. The record is from RefSeq and is a predicted model, not a curated record.